Messenger RNA from Eutrema salsugineum, 630 nucleotides. RefSeq names its product major pollen allergen Ole e 10. NCBI's taxonomy places the organism in Eukaryota, Viridiplantae, Streptophyta, Magnoliopsida, Brassicales, Brassicaceae. The transcript has a single exon. Bases 271 to 630 code for a protein of 119 amino acids. The record is from RefSeq and is a predicted model, not a curated record.
UAUUCAUCAAAAGGGUUUCUCCAAAGAAAUAAGUACAUAGUUUAUACUAAGAAAAGAGCAUAUACCUUAACUUCCUAAAUUAGAAUGAUACGAAUAAUUAAUUUAGGAAACACAAAAUCAUCUAAAUUAAAUGGGAAUGAUUUCCCAACAGGAACCGCCUAUGCUUUUGGAAAUAUAACAUAUACAAUUAGUUGGUUUAGUCCAUAUAUAUAUAAAGACAUGCAUACUAUAAUACUCGCAUAGAUCUCUAAAACAUAACUCUUUGCAUAAAUGGCAAAAAUGUCGCCUUUGUUGACGCUCUUCGUCGUCCUCCUAUCUUCCAUGAUGAUCCACCACCUUCCCGUGGCAAGCUCAACAAAAUGGUGUGUAGCAUCUCCUACGGCCAAGGAAAAGCAGCUUCAAGACAAUAUCACUUUUGCGUGUAGCCAAAUGGGAGUUGAUUGUAGACCGAUCCUACCUGAUGGAGCCUGUUAUAAUCCCAACACUCUGCUAAGCCAUGCGUCUUAUGUGAUGAACGCUUAUUACCAAAGCCAUGACCGCACCGACCAGGCUUGCACAUUCUUUUUCCCAAACAGCGGCACGUUCACUACUACAAACCCUAGCUAUGGUGCUUGUGUCUAUCCAUCUUAA